This is a messenger RNA of Setaria italica (foxtail millet), 1215 nucleotides long. Its product is annotated as stress enhanced protein 2, chloroplastic. The record is from RefSeq and is a predicted model, not a curated record. Lineage: Eukaryota; Viridiplantae; Streptophyta; Magnoliopsida; Poales; Poaceae. Gene Ontology annotation, biological process: cellular response to high light intensity. The transcript has 2 exons. Bases 118 to 708 code for a protein of 196 amino acids.
CCGAUUGGUACUCACAGUCACAGAAUCGCGAUCGGAUUCCAAGAAGCCGAGUGAAUCGCAGCUCGUUCAAGUCCGCGGUGCCGUCCAGAGAGAGAACGCACACGGACGAAGCCCGCCAUGGCGGCCGCGGCGCGCGCGAUCGUCUGCGAGCUGGCGCCGCAGAAGGUGGCGGCGGCGGCGGCGGUGCCCGCGCCGCCGAAGAAGCGCGACGCCGGGAAGGUGGUGCUCCAGCCCCGGCUCUGCACGCUGCGGUCCUACGGCGCCGGCAGCGGCGUGGUGACGCGGAGGAUCCUGGCCGGGGAGGAAGAUGGGAGCGGGGCCGCGGACUCGGCCGGCGGCUCCGGCGCCGCCUCCCCGUUCUUCGCGUCGCUGGCCGACUACAUCGAGAGCUCCCGCAAGAGCCAGGACUUCGAGACCAUCUCCGGCCGCCUCGCCAUGGUGGCGUUCGCGGCGGCGGUGGCGGUGGAGCUGACGACGGGCAGCUCGCUGUUCAAGAAGCUGGACGCGAUGGAGAUUGAGGAGGCGGCGGGGGUGUGCGUGGCCGUGGUGGCCUGCGCGGCGGCGUUCGCGUGGGCCUCCAGCGCGCGCAACAGGAUCGGCCAGAUGUUCACGCUGGGGUGCAACGCCUUCGUCGACUCCCUCAUCGACAACAUCGUCGAGGCGCUCUUCUCCGAGGGCGAGCCCCAGGACUGGUCCGACGACAUAUGAGUAUGCACGUAUAUACGCAUAAAGACUAGGUAGAGAGUACUGUAUAUACGUAGAGUAUGAGCAAGUAUUUACAGAUAGAUCGAGCUGUUGAGAUCCGUAUAUUUCGCAAGCUUCGUCGUCGCUGCACAACGGCAAGCAAGUUGAUCUGAAUUUUUGUUCAGAUUCAGACAUGGAUCUGCAUCCCAGAUUGCCAGACGUGGAUCAUGUUCCUGUUGUUCUGUGAUCAGAAAUCUGCAGCCUGCGUAGGAACCCAAGCAGAGUGCCUUUCUGCAGUCAGGCAGUCCUGCAAGGUUGUCAAAUGUGUAGAUCUCUUCAGAGAAAUAGUAUACCGGGGAGGAUCAGCCCCUUAAGUUAACUGUACCUACUAUUAGACAUACUGAUAUUGUAAUUAGUGACUGAAGCAUGUAAGCAAGACCAUGUGUUUUCUUCAGGAGUCAAAUCUGGAGUGUUGACUCUUGAGAUUAUAUUACGAUGGAGUGGAGAUAAAUCUAUACGCUGUGUUUCUUA